Messenger RNA from Harmonia axyridis, 2080 nucleotides. It is a transcript of the gene Sap47, whose product is annotated as synapse-associated protein of 47 kDa. The transcript has 8 exons. Bases 236 to 1447 code for a protein of 403 amino acids. Gene Ontology annotation, cellular component: synapse; cytoplasm. The record is from RefSeq and is a predicted model, not a curated record. Lineage: Eukaryota; Metazoa; Arthropoda; Insecta; Coleoptera; Coccinellidae.
CGACGAAAUUGGUUUUGUCGAUUUGCGCAAAACUUCUUGUCAUAUCUGCGCCUAUUGUUUUACAGAAAGAGUAGUUUAGAAUAUUUCUAUUUCUACUGAAUACUUGUAAAUUCAAUAAAAACUACUAUUCGGAAUAGGUUGAGAAUAUUGGUUUUAAAUAAGAACGCCAGAAGAGAUAUUGAAUUACCAUUGAUUAAGUUCUAGUUGUCAAGUUGUAAAAACCAUUUAUUGAACGAUGUUUCAUGGAAUCACGAACCAAGUUUCUUCUUGGAUGGGAGCUGCUAGGGGAGAAAAUGAAGAAAAAGUUCCUACUCCAACUGAGGAUACAACUGCCUUCACUGAUUUUGAAAAAAAAGAUGUGAGUCCGACUAAACAAACUGGCAGCAAAUUAGAUAUGUUAACCAAUGUGAAAGGCCAAAUUCAGGGCAUUGGGGGCUGGAUAGGAUCAAGCAUCCCAAAAUUGAGAAAAGGGGAGGAACAACCUCAAGAUUUACCAGAGGAGCAAGUUGAACAGAAUAAUAAAACAUCUACUGAACCAUCAGUGAAACCUCCUAAAGAAGAUGAUGAUAAUUCAAGUGCUACUGGAGGAGCUGACUCAGGACCAGGCUCUAAUGCUGAAACUCCAACUGAAGAAAAAGAAGGUCAAUUUGGAAAUGUGCAAAGUAAAGCUUUGGCUGGCGCUAAAUCAUUUGGGAGUUUCCUUUAUUCGGCUGUCAAUAAAGCUGGGAAAACUGUGACUGAAUCUGCUGCAAAAAUUAAAGAAACAGUAGAGAAAAACAGUAUCUUGGGUGAAUUUAACAAAGAGCAAGAAGCAUUUGUGAAAAGUCAAGCUGGUAAUUCAGCAACAGCUCUUCCUCCGUGGUCAGGAUGCCAGAAUGAAGAUGCACUUAAAGAAGAAUGCCUCAGUCUAUCUACAGAUCGAAGAAGUUUUAUUCGUAGUCCUCCUGCUGGUGUUGAAUUCCAGUUUGAUUAUGAGGUUUCCUACCCAAUAGCCAUGGCCAUUAUGGAACAGGAUCCUAAUUUAGAACAGAUGCGCUAUGAACUUGUGCCUAAAUUAAUUACUGAAGAGAACUUCUGGAGGAACUACUUCUAUCGUGUAAGUCUUAUUUGCCAGGCUAAUGAGAUGUCAUUUAUAUCGAAAGAGGGAGAAAAUAAAUAUGUUACAGAUUCUUCUGAUCCAAACUUAGUUGAUAGUUCAAAUGAAAGGCAUGAAUUUGUAUCAGACACAUUAAGGACUGACAAAGAAGUACUUGCAGAAGUAGAAGCAGGCAUGAAAAAAUUGACCAUGGGAGCUAAGUCUAAAGAAGAAGAUUGGGAGAAGGAAUUAGAAGCCGAGCUUCAAGAUUACGAGGUUGUGAAUGAAAAUAAUAAACCAACAUUUUCAAAAAAUGACAACUGGGAGAAGGAAAUGGAUGAUUUACUACAUGAAGAAACAGAUUUGAAAUAGAAUAUAUUAUUGAUAGAGACUUAAGAAACAUAGUUUUAAUUUUGAUAGUUGAGACUGGUUAUUGCAUUACAUAGGAUUUUUGGGAUUUAAAUCUAGUCACCUGCUCCGAGGUAUAUGCCCAGAAAUAGCCGAGAAUUUAAUAAUACACUUCUAAAGUGAUUUUAUUAGCAAAGAAUGAAACAAAAAUAAUGUAAAAAUAUUUGGUAUUGCUUAGAAUUCUUGUACUUGGCGCAUAUCACUCAAUCAUAAAAUUCUAAAUGUGCUGCACUUGAUCUGAAUCUGAAAAUGUUGUGGCAUUUAACUUGAUAUAAGCAUUUAAAGGUCUUCUCUUUUUGCUUCAAUAAAUAAAUAUAUGUACAUAAUCCUCUGUAUUUAAUCUAAUUAUUAAUAGUCUCAUUGUAUAUUAAUAGGUAGCAGUUUUGUAUUUUAUUCAAUUUAUGUAUAUAUUGAUGGAAACAGUUUUUUUUUCAGUUUGUGUGUAUCUUAAUUUGAUGACUUUCAAACACAUAUUGCGUUCAAAACAUUGAUGUAUUAUCAGAGUAGGAUUAGUUUUUGUGUACAAUGCAUGUCAGAUAUGUAUUCUCAUUGUUAUGAUAAUUACAAUUGUUGAAUAAAUGUAGCAAACAUACGAAA